Hirsutella rhossiliensis is the source of this 663-nucleotide messenger RNA. RefSeq lists its product as uncharacterized. The record is from RefSeq and is a predicted model, not a curated record. The transcript has 4 exons. The coding region runs from base 1 to 663 and encodes 220 amino acids. Lineage: Eukaryota; Fungi; Ascomycota; Sordariomycetes; Hypocreales; Ophiocordycipitaceae.
AUGCAUGCCCGCGUCCACCCCUACGCGCUCGCAUGGGAGGUUGAGCAACGCGACGGCCUCGAGUCUGACACGGGCCGCACCUUUCUCUAUACGAUGCCCGCCCUUGUCGUCCGCGAUCAGGGCUACCAGCCUGUUCUCCUAGGCUCUUUGCCUCCAUGGGCGACUUCCUGCAUCCCGCCUAUUGUUUCCUUUACCGGCCUUAUCGUCGGCACCGGCCACUCCUCGCUGCGGCGGGACCUACUGCCCGGUCCAGGCGCCGCCCAACUUAACUGUUGCGGAUUUGUCCGCCUUUCUACCUAUGUCGCUCCUGGGAUGCCUAAUAAGGUCCCCUUCAAGGGCUUCCACCCGUUCCAGGUCUUCGUUAUCUUCCCUGUUCGCGCUAACCCUGGGCCAUCUUGUGCAAGGUCGCUGGCCUGCUCCGUCAUGAUGUCAUGCUCUACCCCUGGCUCGGACCGGGACAACGUCUUUAUCGUCGUCCCGGAUUCCUGGACUUUUCUCGACAAGGCCGCCGCCGCCGUCACCACGAUGGCACCGCUUCUCUCUACGCCACAGAGGCAACAAGCUUCCUCCGCUUCCGCGGCCUUCCGGGACUCCUCCACCCUUGGCUUCGGCUUCGCCCUCGACCGGCCACCUUACGCCGCCCGGGAAACGAUAUUGCCCUGA